Molecule: messenger RNA, 916 nt
Organism: Xyrauchen texanus (razorback sucker)
Lineage: Eukaryota; Metazoa; Chordata; Actinopteri; Cypriniformes; Catostomidae
Product: stathmin-4-like
Exons: 6
Coding region: 156-722 (188 amino acids)
Biological process (GO): regulation of microtubule polymerization or depolymerization; microtubule depolymerization; neuron projection development
Cellular component (GO): cytoplasm; neuron projection
Molecular function (GO): tubulin binding
Source: RefSeq, a predicted model, not a curated record
UGCUCCUAAGCUCUUGUAUCCGAGGAGCAGCAGACACGGUGCAAAAGAGAGGAAGGCAAAAAGAAGGACAUCAGAGGGGGAGAUAGGGACAACACCUCAUCAAGGAGAGAAGGACAGAUUGAAAGGUUGUGGACUUCACACAAUAAAGAAUAAACAUGAUCUUGGCAGCAUAUCGAGAUAAGGUGAAGGAGCUCCCUCUAGUGUCACUUCUAUGCUCCUGCAUAAACGUAAACCCUGCAGACAGUCCCACAUACAAGGCUGAGGAUGCUGUGGAUCUCAACUGGUGUGUGAUCAAAGAUAUGGAGGUCAUUGAGCUGAACAAGCGAACCUCGGGCCAGGCAUUUGAGGUAAUCCUGAAGCCACCCUCAUUUGAGGGUGUCCCAGACCUCAACACAUCCAUGCCCCAACGAAAGGACCCCUCUCUGGAGGAGAUCCAGAAGAAGUUGGAAGCAGCAGAGGAGAGGCGGAAGUGUCAGGAGGCUGAGAUGUUAAAGCAUCUCGCUGAGAAGAGAGAGCAUGAGAGAGAGGUCAUCCAGAAGGCAUUUGAGGAGAACAACAACUUCAUCAAGAAUGCUAAAGAGAGGCUGGAGCAAAAGAUGGAGGUCAUCAAAGAGAACCGUGAGGCUCUGUUUGCAGCCAUGCUGAAAAGACUACAGGAAAUGGACAAACACGCAGAGGAGGUGAGGAAGAACAAAGAGCUGAAAGAGGAGGCCUGCCGGUAGAGGAGUGCCUGCUGCACAGGACCACUUCCUGUGGCACAGGCUAGUCAUGGGGACAAGAAAUAUGGUGACAAAACUGGAGAAGAGAAAAAACGAAGCAAAUGGUAGCCAAUACAUCUCAAUAGUGGGGACUUAUUGGGCAAUGAUAAACACAAUUUGCAACACUCUAAGCUUUUGUAGGGUUUAACAACAUCAAA